AUGUCUUCCUUUUUCACCAAUCCCGGUGAGAAGAAGAGAAAACGAACGGCAGCACCCGACAUACCACAGAAACGGGUUGCAGCAGCGUCCAAAGCGGGCGGCAAGUCCGGCAGCAAGGUCAGCAGCUCGGUCAAAAAAGCGCCAGCGAGCAGACGGAAAGAAGCUCCUGCGGUCCAGUCACAACAAGCAGCAAAAGCAGCAAAAGCAGAUAAGAGUGGGAGCGGGCGGGCAGGGCCCAGAGACAAGAAGAACGAUGAUGACGAAUCGAUAUCGGGCAGCGGCUCGGACGACGACUUUGGCGGGCGGGGCGCGGACGGAUCUGAGGACGGACUGUCGUCAGACGACGACUCGGACCUGGAGGUGGACGAGGGCGAAGGCGACGAGGCAGAGACGGCAGCCGAGCGGCGGCUGCGGCUGGCGGAAAGAUACCUGGAAAAUGUGCGGCAGGAUGUGGCGGCAGUAGACGACACGUACGGCUUUGACGCGGAGGAGAUUGACCGGGACCUGAUUGCGGAGCGGCUGGAGGAAGACGUGGCCGAGUCCAAGGGCAAGGUGUACCGGCGGCUGGCGGGCGAGCUGGACUUUGAGCAGGCAUCGCACUGUCUGCUGCGAUGGAACGCGAAGAACGUGAAUGCAGUGGCGGUGUGUGCGCCUUAUGCAUACACGGGCUCGAGCGACACGUACCUGACCAAGUGGCGGAUCCAGGACCUGCCGGACGAGCAGCAGCAGAAGCGGGAGGCAGCGGCAGCCGGGAAGAAGAAGGGAAAGGGAAAGGGAAAGGGAAAAGAAAAAGAAAAAGAAAAAGGGGAAGACAAGCAGGAGAACAGCCGACCGGCGCGAAAGCGACCGGAGCGGGUGCUGUACCGGCGAGGAGACCCGCGACGACGCCGCGACAAGGAGUAUCAAGGCCACGUGGGAGCGAUUCUGGCCGUGGCGGCAUCGCAAGACGGCCGGUUCGUCGCAACGGGCGGUGCUGACCGACGGCUAGUGGUGUAUGAUGCGGCGACGCUGAAGCCGCUGCGGGUGUUUACGCACCACCGCGACGCGGUGACCGGGCUGGCGUUCCGGCGCGGCACGAACCAGCUGUACUCGUGCUCGCGCGACCGCACGAUCAAGAUCUGGAGCCUGGACGAGCUGGCCUACGUGCAGACGCUCUUUGGACACCAGGACGAGGUGGCGGCCAUCGAUGCGCUGGCCCAGGAGCGCUGUAUCAGCGUCGGCACGCGCGACCGCACCGCGCGCAUGUGGAAGGUCGUCGAGGAGACCCAGCUGGUGUUUCGUGGCGGCGGCUCAGGCGAGCGGCCGGCCACCGCACGCGCCAGCGGCAUCGAUCCGCGCUCGGCUGCGCACGAGGGCAGCAUGGACUGCGUCGCUCUGCUAGACGACGAGCUGUUUGUCACCGGCAGCGACAACGGUGCGCUCGCCCUCUGGAGCAUCCAGAAGAAGAAGCCGCUCUUUGUCGUGCCGAGAGCCCACGGGCUGGAGCCGCUGAUGACCGGUCGCGAGCUGUAUGAUCGGGCUCUGGGGGGGGCUGAAACGGAGGUAACUGAAACGGAGGCAGCUGUAAACGGUGUCAAAAACGGACCCACAAACGGACCCACAAACGGACGCAAAACACAAACGGCCUCCUCAACCGCCAACAUGAACCCUCCCCCCCCCCCUCAACCGCGCUGGAUCACGGCCCUGCGCACCGUUCCCUACGCCGACGUCGUCCUCAGCGGCAGCUGGGAUGGCUGCGUCCGCGUCUGGCGUCUCAGCGCCGACAAGCGCCGUCUCGAGCCGCUCGGCCGUCUCGCCGCUGCUACCACCUCCAACAACAAGGCCGGCCUCGCGGCUCCCGGCGUCGUCAAUGACAUUGCCGUCUUUGAGCGCGGUGAGCGCGGCCGCGACGGCCUCAGCAUCGUUGUCGCCCUCGGCCGCGAACACCGCCUCGGUCGAUGGGGUCACUCGGCUGGCGCCCGCAAUGGCGCCGUCGUCUUCGAGGUCGCACCGCUGCCAAAGCAAAAGGCUAUCGUCGACGAGGCCGAGUCGCGGUAG
Messenger RNA from Grosmannia clavigera kw1407, 2037 nucleotides. RefSeq names its product small nucleolar ribonucleoprotein complex. Lineage: Eukaryota; Fungi; Ascomycota; Sordariomycetes; Ophiostomatales; Ophiostomataceae. Gene Ontology annotation, molecular function: snoRNA binding; protein binding. Gene Ontology annotation, cellular component: small-subunit processome. The transcript has a single exon. The record is from RefSeq and is a predicted model, not a curated record. Bases 1 to 2037 code for a protein of 678 amino acids.